This is a messenger RNA of Ostrinia furnacalis (Asian corn borer), 1912 nucleotides long. Its product is annotated as WD repeat-containing protein 47. The record is from RefSeq and is a predicted model, not a curated record. The transcript has 4 exons. Lineage: Eukaryota; Metazoa; Arthropoda; Insecta; Lepidoptera; Crambidae. The coding region runs from base 208 to 1851 and encodes 547 amino acids.
UCAUCUGUCUGACUGAUGGAAGUCUCUCUGUCUUACAAAGCUCUCUCAAAAUUUUAAUUUAUUAUGUGGAAGUGGAGUUUACUGAAUAACUUACGCCAAAUUGUUGCAUUCAUGUUUAAAUAGAUGCAUAAUUAUAAUCUUGAUCGUCUGCUGUACCCUCAGUAGCUGGCUUAAACGAGCUUGAAGAGUGCAUACAGCAGCGGCAAAAUGCCCUCGACGCAUUUGAACCUGCGCGAAGACGACGUGGUGCGCCUGUCGCUCGAGUUUCUCCACAACCGCGACCUGCACAUAACGCAGCUGUCGCUCGAGCGUGAAACUGGUGUCAUCAAUGGUAAUUACGCUGACGACGUACUAUUCCUACGACAACUCAUACUAGACGGACAAUGGGACGAUGUCCUAGAGUUUAUUCAACCUCUCAGCGCCCUUAAGGCUUUCGAAGCUGACAAAUUCAAUUACGCCAUUCUAAGACACAAAUACAUAGAACUUCUAUGUAUACGAUCAGAAAUAAAAGCUUACAAUAAUGUGGAGAAUAUAGUCGACGAAGUUGUUAAAGUACUUAGCGAUCUUGAAAAAUUAGCGCCUUCUAAAGAAGAAUACUCAAAUCUAUGCUUACUUUUAACUUUACCAAGUAUUACAGACCAUGCACAAUUUAAAAAGUGGAAUCCUAGUAACGCUCGCGUUCAGUGCUUUCGCGAAGUGUAUCCUUUAGUAGAACAAUUUUUACCCUGUGACAAGAAAUCAAGUGGCACUGUCUCUAAGUGUGCUAAAAAUGAUCGACUUAUGCAAUUGUUGAUAAAAGGAAUCCUGUACGAGUCUUGUGUAAAUUACUGCCAAGCUAAAGCUACAGGGUCGGAGACGCAAUCAAAUGAAGUUAAUUUCUCCAGACUCUUAGAUGGGUCUGGCUUUGAUGAGUCCGAUUUGAGUUUACUGUCUUGGCUGCAGUCCAUUCCAGCAGAAACUUUUAGUGUCCCUUUCGAGCAGAGAAUGUUGAAUGUUGAUGUCGAAAAAUUGGAGCGUCCCUCACUGCAUACAUCAUGGACGGAACACAUGCUCGUAACUCCCAUCAAGCCUCGCACAUUCCCGCAUUUAGCGAUGCCUUUCCGAAGGCCACGCUCGGCCGCCGACGCCAUGACUAGAUCGCUGCGGCCGCUGCCCGACGGGGCUCCGAGGCAUCCAGCGGUAAUGGCGCUGUCGGCGAUCGAUUACGGUCCAUCAACUUCAUGUUUUGCCGGAUUUCAUCUCACUGGCAUUAAGGGAAGUAAAAUAAUGAACACCUCUGUUGAUAGAUUAUUCGAUAACAAAAACAGUGAAAGCAUUUUUAACGGUUUGAGCGAUUCUCUGAAGCCGAUCAAUGAAAAACUGAAGCCAAUCGGCGAGUUCACCGCGUCAAACAAAACUAACGAAGCAAGUAGCAUCGGCGCCUCGAAUGCUACCACACCGGAACACCGGGGGCAGGACUAUUCGGCGUCCACGUCGAUUUCAACUACUGCAGCGUCAAAUUCCUCACUCGCCGAGCGACCGCCGCAGCAAGCUGAAGCGGCGGCUCUGCCCGGCCCUGACGGGGAUUUCAGACGAGAGCUUCUGAAGGAAUAUCAGAUGCAGAAACAACGAGAAUGUGACGAUUACCUGCGCAACCUACAUUCCGCUGAUUUACGGCAGCAAAAAACCAUGGACCCAGUUGGGGAUGCUGGAUCACCGUUUCCACCGCCCGUUAAAUAUGGCCAGCAGCCGCCAGUUGACAAAAUGAGACAAGAACAACAACAACAGUACGCGAGGAGAAACGAUAUGAACGAGAUUUCGGAAAUCGGCGAGCCGUCCAAUGUAAGAAUCAUUUACUUUCUUAUUAUGUAGUUAAUCCACUAAAUAUUAUACUUUUGAGUGCGAUACUUAAAGUCAAAGACUACGUGUUGGU